Molecule: messenger RNA, 1099 nt
Organism: Melanaphis sacchari
Lineage: Eukaryota; Metazoa; Arthropoda; Insecta; Hemiptera; Aphididae
Gene: P5cr
Product: pyrroline-5-carboxylate reductase
Exons: 7
Coding region: 182-1036 (284 amino acids)
Biological process (GO): L-proline biosynthetic process
Molecular function (GO): pyrroline-5-carboxylate reductase activity
Source: RefSeq, a predicted model, not a curated record
GUUAAUUAAUUAAAUAUGCAAUAGACAAUAGUUAAUACAUCUAUCUAAUGAUCAAUAUCCAUCCUCAUUUUAUGUUAGGUUUUCAAUUAUAGAUUAUUUAAAAUUUAUUUUGUGCUGAUAAUAAUUAAACCAAAAAUUUAAUUUUAAAAAUCAUUUAAUAUUUUUGCUUAAAUAUUAAAUAAUGUCUAAGUUCAACUAUGACCCUCAUAAAAUAUAUGAAAUUGGCUUCAUAGGCUCAGGAAAUAUGGCUCAAGCUAUUGGACUUGCUUUUAUCAAAAAGGGUAUAUGUAAAGCAGAAAAUUUAAUUGUAUCAUCGCCUUCGGAGAAUAAUAAAAAAGUAUGGAGAGAUAUUGGUGCAGCCGUAACAACUGAUAAUAAUGAUGUGUUUGUUAAUACUAAAAUAGUAUUUUUAGCUAUAAAACCCCAAUAUUUUCCUAAGGUUACAUCAGAAUUAUUUUUAACAGCUAAGAGUUCUUUAAAUAUUUUGGUAUCAAUUAUGGCGGGAAUAUCACUAAACACAUUACAAAAGGCAUUCAUGUUUGAAUCUAAUGUUAUAUUCAAAGUUAUGCCAAAUACACCUAGUCUAAUAGGAGAAGGAUUUUCAGCUAUUUCUUACCUAAAUGAAGCUAAAUUGGAGGACAUUUCAGUGAACUUGGAAAAAGUUAAACUGUUAAUGAGUGCUGUGGGUAGUGUAGAAGUUAUACCAGAAUCAUUAAUGAACGCAGCUGGAGCAAUUUCGGGUUCUGGUCCUGCUUAUGCAUUUCUUAUAAUUGAAGCAUUAGCAGAUGGUGGUGUAAAACAAGGACUUCCACGUGACUUAGCUGUACGUUUAGCAGCUAGUGCUAUGGCUGGAGGAAGUCGUAUGGUUUUAGAAACUGGAAAACAUACUGGCCAACUAAAGGAUAUGGUAACAUCAGCUGGAGGAUCGACAAUUGCAGCUAUACAUGCUUUAGAAAAAGGAGGAGUUAGAUAUGCCAUGAUGGAUGCAGUUGAAGCAGCUACUAAUAGAUCAAAGGAAAUGGGAGAAAAAAAAUAAUAAUUAAAGUUGAAUUUUAUCAUUUUUUAGAAUUUGUAGUUUAAUAAUCAUCUGUUUCAUUAA